CUUUAUGUGUGGAUCAAAAGUGAAAGUUCAGAUAUGAAGAUGUUUGGUCUUCAACUGUUUGUUUUGAUUUGUUUGUAUGUUGCAGUACAGCCGUCCAGUCAAACAGACGGCAGCUCUUUUCUCAUCUACAAUGAGGAUCACAAAAGAUGUGUGAAUGUCAUUAAAGCCAAUGUUGUACAGACGGCAGCAUGUGAUGUAUCUUCUGACGCUCAGCAUUUCCGAUGGGUUUCUUCUUCAAGAAUUAUCAGCGUCUCUCUUAAACUCUGUUUGGGGGCCCAAAAUAUUAAAGACUCUGAGAAAGUGAUCCUUCUGCCCUGUAAAGAGCUCAGUCCUCUACAGACCUGGGAAUGUAAGAAUGAGACCUUGUUUGGCUUAAAGGGACAACCGUUACAUCUGAACUACGGCAAGCGAGGGGACCAGAACAUGUUGCUUUCUAAGGGAAAUGGAUCUUGGAGUCGCUGGCAGAUUUAUGGGACUAAAGACAAUCUGUGUUCUCAUGGAUAUCAAGAGAUUUAUACCGUGGGUGGGAAUUCAUUUGGAAAGCCAUGUCAGUUUCCCUUUAAGUUUAGUGACAAGUGGUACGCUAAGUGCACCGUGGAGGGAAGAUCAGACGGCAAACUGUGGUGUUCAACUGAGGCAGAUUAUGAUACGGACAAGAAAUGGGGCUUCUGUCCAACCAAAAGUGCCUCAGGAUGGGACAGUGAUCCAGUAACUGGUGUAUUAUAUCAGAGAAACACACAAUCAGCACUGACCUGGCAUCAAGCUCGAGCCAGCUGUCAACAACAAGAUGCAGAUCUUCUCAGUAUAUCAGAACUACAUGAACAGUCUUAUAUAUCAGGCUUGACAGAUCUCUUGGGUUCAGCUUUAUGGAUCGGACUCAACAGUCUUGACUUUGAGAGUGGAUGGCAAUGGAGUAAUGGAAACCCAUUCAGAUAUCUCAACUGGGCUCCUGGUAAUCCCUCUCUGGAGCCGGGCCUUAACUGUGCUGCAUUAAACGCCGGUAAAGCAUCCAAGUGGGAAAGUUUGGCCUGCAGCAAGAAGUUAGGUUACAUUUGCCGCAAGGGAAAUUCAACAGAUAUCACACCUUCAACUGGUAAAGAUCAACCGAACUUCUGUCCAGUGUCGUGGGUGCCGUACGCCGGUCACUGUUAUGAUCUGCAGCGCACCAAGAAGACAUGGAGUGAGGCUUUGGCCGCGUGUCACAAAGAAGGAUCAGAUCUGGCCAGUAUUCACAAUAUAGAAGAACACAGUUUCAUCAUAUCACAGACUGGAUACAUGUCGACUGAUGAGCUCUGGAUUGGUCUUAAUGAUCAAAGGAUUCAGAAUCUGUUUGAGUGGUCAGAUAGAUCACACGUCACCUUCACUAAAUGGUUUGUUGGAGAACCUUCACACAUCACAAAUCGAAAGGAGGAUUGUGUUCUUAUCAGAGGACAGGAGGGAAAGUGGUCAGAUCAUCUGUGUGAGUCAGCUCAUGGUUACAUCUGUAAGAAGAAAGCUUCCAUUAAAGCUGAAGGAUCUCCAGAGGUCAUCAGUCCUGGAUGUCCAGCUGGUUGGUUUAGGUUUGGCUAUUACUGUUAUAAUGUUGCCAUGGAAACCAAAACUUUUGAUGAUGCCAAACUGACGUGUAAGCAGACCACAGCUAACCUGGUUGAUGUUGGCAGCAGAUAUGAGAGCGCGUUUCUUAUCAGUCUGGUCGGUCUUCGACUUGAGAAAUAUUUCUGGAUUGGUUUGUCUAAUACUCAUCAGAAUGAGCAAUUCCAGUGGAUCAAUGGUGAUAAAGUCAAGUUUACACACUUUAAUGUAGGCAUGCCAGAUAAGCACAGAGGUUGUGUAGCAAUGUUAACAGGAACUUCAGCAGGAUUAUGGGAUGUAUUGGACUGUAACACUAAACAGAAAUACAUCUGUAAGAAAAUGGCAGAAGGAGUCACUACAACCCGAGAGCCUCCGACCACACGACCUCUCAGCUGCCCGGAUAAUUGGAUUAAAAAAGAUCCAGGAAAUUGUGUUCGGGUCUACAGAAAGCAGUUGGAUGAGAAGAAGAAUUGGUUUGAAGCGCGUGACUUCUGUCGAGCUAUUGGUGGUGAUUUAGCAAGCUUUCAUUCAGAAGAUGAAAUGGAUGUGUUACCCAUAAGGUAUUCAAGCUCAGACCCGGCGUGGAUCGGCUUCACUUCAUUGGACAGUAAUUCUGGUUUUGUGUGGUCAGAUCAAACUCCUUCUGAUUAUGAGAACUGGUCCUUCGGUGAACCAAACAACCAUAAUAAUCUGGAACACUGUGGAGAAUGUGGCUUUUAUUAUGGACGCCAGUGGAAUGAUCGUGAUUGUGACGCUUAUAAUGACUGGAUCUGUCAGAUUCCUAUAGGCAUAACUCCAAAAUCCCCUCCGACAACAGUUAUUCAAGAAUAUAACAAGACGUCUGAUGGCUGGAUUCAGUACAAUGGCAGUCAGUAUUUCAUUAAUAAUGAUCUGCACCCUAUGGAAGAAGCUCGUGCCUUCUGUAAGAAGAAUCAUGCUGAUCUUGUUGUCAUUACUGCUCAGACUGAGAGGAAGUUUUUAUGGAAGCAGAUAUCUAGAGGAUCAGAAAGUCAGUAUUACAUUGGAAUGACUGUAGAGUUAGACAAAUCCUUUAGUUGGGUGGACGGUUCACCUGUUGUAUACACUGCAUGGGAUCAAAAUGAACCAAAUUUUGCCAACAAUGAUGAGAACUGUGUGACGAUUUACAAGAACAUGGGAUUCUGGAAUGAUAUUAAUUGUGGUUUAUCGUUACCCUCGAUCUGUAAAAGAAGUGAUGAUUUUGUCAACACCACCAUGUCUCCAACCACUGUACCAGUGGGUGGCUGCGCUCCUGAAUGGACUCUGUUCAGAGGAAAAUGUUACAAGUUUUUCGAUAAUAAGAUGUCGUGGCAUAAAUCACGAGAUCACUGCGUUUCACAUGGAGGCAAUCUGGUGUCCAUUCGGAGUCACACAGAGCAAUCGUUUCUUACAACUUUGAUGCUAAGUUCUGCUGAUGACGCGUGGAUUGGUUUAAAUGACGUCAACUGGGAGAUGCACUUUAUGUGGACUGAUGGCAAAGCAGUCAGAUACACUAACUGGCUCAAAGGUCAACCCGCAUCAGAGUCAGGACGAUUUUAUAAAAGGGAAGCAAGUUUAUAUGAGUUUCAUGAAGACCCUUGGGACAGAUAUUUACACCGUUCGUUCAUGUUUGAGGAUCAGAGCUAUGACUGUGUUGUGAUGGUUAAACACCCAGAGAAGUCCACUGGUAUGUGGAAAGUUGAAGACUGUGGAGAUGAUAGAGGUUUCAUCUGCAAGAGGAACACAGACUCUCAGCUGUCUGCUCCCGUGACCACAGCAGUACCACAGAAAUACUUCAGUCUGGGCAAUGAUUCAUAUAAGGUCCAGCUGGAGAAGAUGAGCUGGGAUGAAGCGAGAAGACAGUGUAAAGCUGAUGAUGCUGAUCUUGCGAGUGUUCUGGACUCCAUCAGUCAGGCGUACACCAGCCUACAAGUCGACAAACUCAAAGAACCUUUGUGGAUCGGACUCAACAGUAACCUGACAGGUGGACGCUAUCGCUGGGUGGAUAACUGGCUUCUAAGCUACAGUAAAUGGGCUACAGGAGAACCCAAAAACAAUUUAGCUUGUGUUUAUAUUGACACGGAUGGAGACUGGAAAACUGCAGCAUGCAACAACGCAUAUUAUUCCCUCUGUAAAAGAUCAAAAGCUGUUGCCCCCACAGAUCCUCCUCAGCUGGCGGGUAACUGUCCUGAAUCAAAGAAACGUAAAAGUUGGAUCCCAUUUAGAGGACACUGCUAUACGUUCAUGACUUCCAUGAGAGACAGCUGGGCUCAUGCCACAGUAGAAUGUAUAAGAAUGGGUGCAUCUCUAUUGAGUAUUGAGGAUCCAAUAGAAUCACAGUUUAUCCGACAAAACCUGGAGAUCCUGCAGGAUGAAGUCAAGUCAGUCUGGAUUGGACUUCACCGCAGUCAUAUGGGUGAUUGGAUGUGGAUUGAUAAUACGGUUGUGGAUUACACAAACUGGAAACCGCGGAUGCGGGAUAGUGUUGAAAAUUGUGUUGAAGUUCAGUCAAACACUGGGAUGUGGAGCACCAACAGCUGUAAUAAUCGCAGAGCUUAUAUCUGCAAGACUGCUAAAGUUAUACCACCAACAGAGAAGCCAUCAGUCUCAGAUCAUCAGAUAGAUGAGACGUCUCAUGGAUCAGCUGGCAUCGCUGUAGGCAUCGUGUUGGUCAUCAUCGCUCUUGUGGGUCUUGCCGGGUUUCUGUUCUGUAAGAGAAAUCCCAGGCCUGUGAUUGGACAGUGUACAUUUGACAACAGACUCUAUAACAACUCUGAUCCCUCACGGCCACCUACAACUAUUGAUACUAAAGGACUUGUUGCCAACAUUGAACAAAAUGAGCACGCUUAACACAAAUUAGAAAAUAUAAGCAAUAUAUACUGUUAAGGCAAACGUAUGCAAAUUGGUCUCGCCUUCACCUUUUCGCUAUAGAUUCUUCAUCGGCAGUUCCAGACACAUAACUGGACAGCAAAAUCCUCAGAGUUAAACAAACACUGCUGGGUGUAUAUAUUGUCCCAAUCUUACAGAAUGUUGAAAAGUAACACUGGAGCAGAAUUAAAAACUGCAGUCUGUAACUUAUUCUCUCUACGAUAUGAAACUUAGGUUUAAAUGUUUGCCGUUCCAUUAAAGUCAUCAUUAUGGUGA
This is a messenger RNA of Misgurnus anguillicaudatus (oriental weatherfish), 4713 nucleotides long. The record is from RefSeq and is a predicted model, not a curated record. NCBI's taxonomy places the organism in Eukaryota, Metazoa, Chordata, Actinopteri, Cypriniformes, Cobitidae.